This is a messenger RNA of Myzus persicae (green peach aphid), 1797 nucleotides long. Its product is annotated as sex determination protein fruitless-like. Gene Ontology annotation, cellular component: nucleus. The transcript is spliced from 8 exons. The coding region runs from base 352 to 1542 and encodes 396 amino acids. Gene Ontology annotation, molecular function: protein binding; DNA binding. Gene Ontology annotation, biological process: regulation of transcription by RNA polymerase II. The record is from RefSeq and is a predicted model, not a curated record. Lineage: Eukaryota; Metazoa; Arthropoda; Insecta; Hemiptera; Aphididae.
GAGAGAAAACAAAGUCGGAAACGAGCAAGAAGAGAGAAAAGAUAUUUUCUUCUCGCGGGUACGACGAACGGCGGUGUUGUUUUCCGUAAUCCGUUUCUCGUUUCUCGCGCGCGCGCCACUGCUCCAUAGUCUCUGCCGCUCUUGUGUUGUCGACUGCCGUGUAUUUGCCGGCCCGUCCGCAAGCCGUCUCCGAUUCCGCCGUCGUCUUCUCCGUUCCGGGUCUUCCUCGCCACACUACGCGAAACGACGACCACCUGAAGGCUGCUUGCCCACCCAUACUGGCUGCCGUGGUCGCUCAAACGUUUCCGUUUGUGACGCACAAGUGUCCCCAAGUCCUAUAAGGUUCAAACAAUGGCCGAUCAGAGGUUCUGUUUGCGGUGGAACAACCACCAGCCUAACCUGGUGAACGUCAUGACGGGCCUGUUGAACAGUGAGAUGUUCGUGGACGCCACCAUCGCCGCCGAAGGCCGGAAAAUACAAGUGCACAAAGUCGUGCUGUCUGCAUGCAGCAGCUAUUUUCAAAUGCUUUUCAAUGAAACACCUUGUCAACAUCCAAUAAUCAUCAUCAAAGACAUGUCUUAUAAUCAUUUAAAAACAUUAAUUGAGUUUAUGUACUAUGGUGAAGUUAACAUCUCUCAAGAUCAACUCCCAAUUAUUUUAAAAGCAGCUGAAAGCUUACAAAUAAAAGGAUUGACAGAGAAAACCAUGUUUCCAUUUGCUACAACACGACACGCAGAAACUGAAUAUAGUUUGUUGUCACCCACAGCAAAACGAAAAAAAAUGCAUCUCAUGAAAACAUCCAGUGAUAAAUCUGAACACAACAGUUCUAUCGAAGAUAUAUCAGUAACUGAACAAGAUAAUAUGUCAACUAGAUCUCAACCUACAUCACAAGGACAAGAAGCAUCAAAACCUAUUAGUAGUGUAAGCAAACAAUCGUCUACAGAUAACCAUACAACAAUUGUUCACCAUAAACCUGAAGUUAAUAAACGAAUUAGGACUCUAGUACGUCAACCCCAUAUAAAAAUCAAUGAUAGUGACAUGAGUACAGAUACAUCAAUGGUAAUAAACGAAACAAAUGAUGAAUCUGAACCUGUAAUCCGAGUGCUAGAGAGGCAGUGUUCAGAGCCAAAUCCAUCAUCAACCAACACACUAGCUGUUCCUAAACCAACCAUAGUCAAACAAAUUUCUCAGCCAUCUGAACCUAGUCUAAUGGCUAGAGGCCUCUUCAAUGAUGAAUUGCCCACUAGCGCAUCACAGGUAAACACAACUGAUUCUUAUAAUGGAUCAACACGAUCUGACCACUGCCCAUUGUUACGUUCGGGACCGGCACUUGGAUGCAGUUUCUGUUGGAACACAAUAGACACCCGUGGAAGGUUCUUGAGACGCAAAACCAAAUAUCAAUGCCCCGAAUGCAAUAUAAACCUUUGCCUGGUUCCUUGUUUUCAGGAGUUUCACGAAAAACAAAUUCAGACAAAAUCCACUGAUAUUCCUACAACAGAUCAUCCUCGAACUCAAAAGAUGACAGACGACGCAGCGGAAUAAUAUUUUCCUGUGAUAUCAAUUUGUUAUAACCUAAAAUAAUUAACUAAGCGUUACCAUUUGUUACUACUUAAGAAUUUGUUCUGAUUUUAUUUUAGUCUAGAACAAAAUAAUACUUAGUUACACAUUAUUAUGAAUAUAGAUAUAUUUUUUUUUAUAUGUUCAAGAAUAUUUUUAAAAUUUAAAAAUAUACAGACAUUUGCGAAAAUAUAAUAUAAUACCGUUGCCAUUAAAAGUGUUGACCACAAUUUGCAUUGA